UGCAUAUUUUGUUCUGGAACAUGAAGAAUGUGUAUCCUGCAACGUGGUUGUUACUUCUUUUCAUUUCUUGGGGAGACAGCAGUAAUUUGAGACCAGAAGCCAUGCAUAACUGCUAUUUCAAACUCUUAUGCCAAUUAAAUAAUAUUGAAGAAUUCCAAAGACUAGGGGAGGAGAUUGGAGACGAGAUGAAAGAAAAAGGCUGGGGAUGGAUUAAAACAGUUACCGGCGUGGAAGGUCCAGAGAAUACUAUAGAAAACUGGGAUAGAUACCGAAGUAUUGUCUGCGAAUUUUCAGAAGAAGAAAACAGAAAACAAUUUAAUGAAUUUUUCCAAUUGGGUUUCGAAUACUGGUUGGAAGUUUGUGUUAACGCUUUUUCAGAGAGGUGCAAAAAGGCAGGGAAAGCGUCAGAAAUGGUUGCUGAAAUGUUCUUGAGACAUUUUGCUAAUGGUGAUUGUGAGGAGAUAGACGAAACUGACAGUAAAAAGAACAAAAAAAUAGUAUACGGAUAAAGAUUGGACAUAUUUUUUUUUGAAUUAUUACGUUAAGUUGAAGUAUCAUUAAAAAUAUUUAAAAAGUAAA
Argiope bruennichi is the source of this 579-nucleotide messenger RNA. RefSeq lists its product as uncharacterized. Bases 21 to 509 code for a protein of 162 amino acids. The transcript is spliced from 6 exons. The record is from RefSeq and is a predicted model, not a curated record. NCBI's taxonomy places the organism in Eukaryota, Metazoa, Arthropoda, Arachnida, Araneae, Araneidae.